GGAAAACGUUGCGCAGGUUCUAAAGCGGGGCGGGGGGAGGGGGCGUGGGAGGGGGAGCGGCGGGCAAGGGCCGCCAACGGCUGCCAAACGGCCGCCGACGGGUACCACCGGCCCCGGCGUCCUCCCCGGCCAUGGAGCUGUCGGCUAUCGGGGAGCAGGUGUUCGCGGUGGAGAGCAUCCGCAAGAAGCGUGUGCGGAAGGGUAAAGUAGAAUACCUGGUGAAGUGGAAAGGAUGGCCCCCGAAAUACAGUACAUGGGAGCCAGAAGAUCAUAUCUUGGAUCCUCGCCUGGUAGUGGCUUACGAAGAAAAGGAAGAGAGAGACCGUGCUUCAGGGUACAGAAAAAGAGGCCCCAAACCAAAGCGCCUCCUACUGCAGCGGCUGUAUGGCAUGGACUUGAGGAGUGCCCACAAGGGAAAGGAAAAGCUCUGUUUCUCUCUUGCACGGAGGUUUGGAGGAGGAGACAGUAGCCUGCCAGGGGCCAAGACAGGGCAGGCAGAGUUCUCAGAGAAGACUGGGGGAACAGUCCUACCAUUCUCUCUCCGGAAGCAACGCAAAAACCAGAAGUACUUGCGACUGUCAAGGAAGAAGUUCCCCCGCAUGGCAAGCCUGGAGAACCGAAACUGCAGGCAUGAGUUCUUCUUGAAUGACACGGUAGACCUGGAGGCCCGGCAAAGCCCUGAGGACUGGGAGGCCAUGCAGCACACCAGCAAAGAAGCAGAUGUGGAUGGCAAUCUCCCUUGGAUUCCCACUGUGCCCCCCAGCGAAGUGACAGUGACAGACAUCACGGCAAACUCCAUUACCGUCACUUUCAGAGAAGCACAAGUGGCUGAGGGCUUCUUCCGAGACCGGAGUGCGCAGUUCUGAAUCUCCAUUUUCAGUGCUCCCCAAAUCUAGUGCUUUUAGGGUGGGGCUAGGGAGGGGUUGCUUUAUCCCUUAAGAAAAAAAAACCCAGAUGUCUAAAAAUGUUUACAGAGACCUUUCUUUCUUCUCCUUUUCCCCCUUUCAGAUACGCAAAAAAAAAAAAAAAGGCAGCAUAGGGGGUGUGUGUUUGUCAUCGCUUUGUCCAUCUGAAAAACUGACAGCCCCUUCCCUGGCAAAUACUCCCCUCCUGGAUGUCAAAGCAGCAAGCUGAACAAUUUGGCUUUUGUGCUGCUAAAUGGCAGCAGCUGCAUUUGUGGGGAGAGGGCAUGUGGAGGUGGAAAGAGAGCUAGGUCUCUAGCCUGCUGCCUUGUUCUGCAAUUGAUACCCCUUGGAUAAAAAUAUUUCUCUGUGCAUUGCUCUUCCCACCUUCCUCCUCCCUCUCUUCAUGCAGCACUGAGAGACGAUGGAUCCUACCUGUGUAGAUAACUCCAGCCUGUUAAGACUUUCUCUCCAGUGCUGUUUUCCCUGGGGCCUGCUGUCAGGACUUCAGAACCGUAUUUGCCUGUCUGUGGUAAGUAAGGCUGUGCAGCACAGCAGGUCCGUGUAGACAGGAGAGGUUUCUCUGAUUGUUGAUCAUCCAGGAAAGACUGAAAUGCAUCUCUGAAAUCUAAAUUGGCUAACUGAAUUCAAUUUACCCUCGUUAAAAGCCCAGAAACCCUGCAUAGUCGAGGCAUACCACUCUGUCUAUGCUAAACAACAUUUCCAGGCUCGUCUGUGAUGUGUGAGAAACAUGUUAUGAAAAGUGGGGCGUUCCUAUCCUCUGCCAAAUUCUGGCUUAAUGGGAAAUGCUGCCCUGAAUCUGUGGUGAUAGUUGGUUGAAAUCUGACUCUCUUUCCCUGGAAGGAGGGGGCUAAUAAGACAACUGAAGCAUUGCCUGGCACUGCAGAGAUAUUCAGGAUACUGGCACAGGCCCAGGACACAGGAAUUGGACAGAACUGAGCUAGAAAUGGACCUUGAUUAGCAGCAAAUUCUGUUCUUGGAUGCCAUUGGGAGAUCCAAGUUAAACAACAUGCGGAGAAGGCAUGCAGUAGAGUAGAAGGGGGUGGGGUGGGGGUGGGGGAAUCAUAAUUCUUAGCAAGGAGAAUUCUUGGAUUGUACUGUCUGAGUAAUAUUCUUCCAUGACUCCAGUCUCCUCACAGUAUCUGUGAUCCUGUACUUCUUUACUGAUGGAAACUUCCCCUUGGAAGGCUUAAAACUUUGCCAAGGAAAGUGGUCUGCAUUUCAAUAGACCCUGCCUGAUCUUGCACUUAAAAAUGCCUCAUGCUGGACUGCCUGUGAUGCUUUGAGGUAUUUGAAGAAAUGCUGUAUUUUGAGUUGGUAGUUUAGCAUAGCAUCUGUUCCUGCACAUGCAUAUUCUCUUCCAUUUUCUUGAAAUCAAGUUUUAUUUAAGUAACUUUAAAUUUUAAAUACAAACAUUUUCCUAUGGAAAGCAAGAAAAGUAAGCUACGGUCUGAGGUGGAGACUGCCAGAGAGAGCUGCAGGGUAACAUUGGCUGUCACGAUUACCAUCCUUAACUUCUUUGUUCCCUCUCCCCACUCCACACAAAGCAUUUCUUUCCCACUGUAUUUAUUCUGUAUGAAACUAUGAGCCUUUUGAGCUCUGAGGUAUAGACGCCUGCGGAAUUCGGCAGUGUGCAGCAGUUCCUUUGAAGGGCUUUGCCUGCUGGCCUACAGAGUUUGGGAGCUCUGGGACUUCUGGUCAUCCAAACAUCUGCUUUUUGCAAAGUGCUUGGGCUGCCCUCUGAAGCUUUUAAUAAAAGUCGGUUUUACCUCAGAUAGGAUGUGACAGGGCAGUGCAGACUUGAGAUUUCCUUUUCCAUCUCAAAGCUGUUUUAAGUAGGCCAAUCUUCCACUGUGUCACAUCGGUUUCAGGACCAUGGGGAAGAUCCUGAAUUUCUGAACUAACCCUCUGUCUCCCAAAUAAGUGACAUGGAAGUUUAAUUAUGGAGAAAUAAGGAUGAGAAGUGAAGGGAGGAGAGUUAUGUGGUGGAAGGAAGAGUGAGCAAGAAAGAAGCUUAGAACAGAUAGCAAGGGCAAACUGAUGAGGUAAGCAUACAGGCCCAGGAUGUCUGUUGAAUGUGGGUGUCUGGAGCAAGGCUUCCAAAUCUGGAAUUGUAUCACAUAAAUAGGUUUGCUCUUUUCUGCAGUGUGUGAGGUUGUGUGUUGUCAUUCACACUGUCACACCCUACACACGCACGCUGCCCUCUUCUUGACAUUUGCCAAAUGGGCAGAAUACGUUCAUCUUCCUUCUUAUUGUGACCCGUGGGCAUUCUGUAUGGCUGAGUCUGCUCACCGGGGUUGCAGUAAGUUGGGUAGUCACAGUUACAGAAGCACAACAUUUGGGCUCAUCUGGGGAAAAUUCUUGAACUCCAGCUCACCCUGCUGAAUCUUCAUGGCAUUUAUGGGAUCUGUUUUCUUUAAUGCAGCUACUGCCACCGUUGUCCUGUCUUCAUCUCAUUGUACAAGUACACCAAAACCCUUCCUACUUGUUAAGGUUCCUGUCAUCAGCUGACAUUGGAAGCAGUGCCAGUCCUGUAGCAGAGAAGAGUUUAUCAUAGUAAACAAGUUCUCCAUCCUCUGCUUUUUCUUCCACUCACCAGCUGAGACUUCUCAGUGUUUUGUUUUGGCAUUUCUCCUUCAGCAUCUUUUCUUUCUCUUGCAGUAGAGUUUUCAAAAAACCUGUGGUGCUCUUUCAGAGAGGGUACACCCACAGCUUCAUCUCUUAAUCAUGCUUGGAUCAGGCUAGCGUUUUUUGUGGUGACUAAUCACCUGACUACAUGGAGUGUUGAACAAGGUACUUGGCUCCCGUGCUGCUUUACGUACAGGUCAGUUAGGAGUUAACCACCAGGUUAAGGUGCAGCAGGUUGCAUGUGUGUGGGUUUAGUUUGUGUGUGUGAGGAAGAGUUUGUGGUAGGAAACUAAGCAGUUACUGUGGAGCGUUCUGUUUUUGUUUUGGGUUUUUUUUGCUUUUGGGAUUUAUUUUUUUUUUACAUUCACGAAUUCAAUAUUAAAAAUCCAUUCAAUACUUUUCUUCUGGGCUUUUUAAUACUCUUCCAUAGUGUCUGGUGACAUACCAUUGUAGAUUUCCUUGGUGGAGCUGGUCUUCAAGGACUUUAACUUUAGUCCACUUCUGCAGGUGUAGAGAUGUAUGGGGCUUUUUUACUUUUGAUGGCAGUAAGGCUCCUCUGGGUUCACUUUUCUCCCAAAUCCUGUCCAUCUUCAGGUUCAACCCCCAAUCUGGAUAUUGAGCUGGAACUUACAGAGCUAACAUAUGAGAAUCGGAUGCUGUGCUCAGAGCUUUGUUACACAUUCCAUUUGAUUAGGAGAGCCAGAAUAGCAUCCAGCUGAAGCAGAGUUUAAUAACUCCAUUCAAAGCACAAGCUGAGAAUAGAAAUGGGCUAACUCUCCCAUACCUCAUUUGGCUUCAUAGCUGUAAACAAGGAAAACAAACUUCAGCCAGUAGAACUUAGUGAACUGUGCACAAGAAACAAACUUCUCAAGGAAGAACUGUUCUAACAGUUGUUCUUCAGAACUGUUCCAAUGUGAGAAUGACCAGCUGCGUUUAGGGGACAGAAGUUUAUAUUUCGUAAGUCUUCUCACAGUAACUUCACUGUAUAUGAUGUGAGAGGACUGAGGGACUUCAUGAGAUUAGAAAACCUUUAUUGUUAACUCUGGUUUAAAAAAAAAAAAAACUGAGAAGGACUGCCUCUGUUCCUGGCUGGUUACAAACUAGAUGUUGUUGCUCAGAUAUGUAAGUGAUGCCUCGGAACAGCAAGUUUUAACACGUAAAUAGUGGCAUUAAGUAGCCUUGUAGCUCCUGCAUGCUCCUUUAUUGUCUUGCCUUAGCUUGGGGGCCUUUUUGCUUGUGAAGUCAGACCAAGGUAUUUAUUUUAUUUUCUCUUUCUUUUUCAAGCACAGCCAGGGUAUUAUUAUGAGAACACCCAGAUGCCAUUCUGUUGUCCAAAAUAAGCUUAAAUUUGUUGGUGAACUGACCCUUGCUUAUGUCAGAGCCUCAUACAGCAAGAAGCUUAUUGAGAAAGGAAUGGCUCUUUUUGUUGUUGUUGUUAGUGUUGUGAAACUAUCCAGAAUUGUUCUCUUGGUGUUUUGUGACUGAAUGUAUAAAAUUGUUUGUUUGCCUCACAGGGAGCCAGUGGCCCCAGUGCUGUUUCCUGCUCUGUGGCAGCCAGUGUUGUUUGAUGGUUUCACUGGAAUAGAGGGGGGAGGGCUCACACAGGUCAAAAAGUAGGCAGGGUAGCUCCUGCAAGACCUUCAGUGGUAGCCACAACAGAGGCUGGGGUGCGGAAGACAGCAGUGAGAGCUGUUAGCCACAUCCAUGCAUUUGAGCAAAGCUGAAUCUGCCAUUGCCUCCCCACCCCUUCCUCUCCUCUCGGGUUUUCUGAAGUAAGGAAAGUGGGGAAAACAACUCUUUCUAAAGCUAAAUGGUAUCAGCUCCUCCCUUGCUUGCCUGCAGCAUGAGAAGAAGAGAGCUGUUGGACUUUCUAGGAAAAAAAAAAAGGGGGGGGUGCAGGAAGAGAGGGAAGGAGGUGCCUCCGGUUUGUUCUUGCUAGGUUGUGAAGGGCAGGCCUUUGCGUGAGCAACUGAGAGUGAAGAUGCAAUGUAAGUUCUUUGCUCUUGUAAUGAAACUCAAGGGCAAAAACCAUCAUGAUUUGAAAGAAAUGCUGAGGUGAUUAACCUGACUUUUUUUUUUUUGUAAUUGUUCGUUGAGGUGGGUGUUAAAUGCCAUCUGUCAGUUAACAGCAGCUAAAUGAAAGCAGCCUGCUCCUUAUAGGCCCUGUGUGCUUCUCACUUGGUUGUAGAUUUUCCUUAGUCUCAAGAAGAGUGGGAAAAUUAUAUGAUCGGGAUGGAGAAGAGGCAGUAGAAGAGACAAGUAGGGGAUGAAAUGAGGCUGUGUUCAGCCGCUGUUCUAAUGCAGUCCCUCCUGCUCCAAAACCUGCGAUCCCUCUCCUCAGCUCUGGUGUGUCAGUGCUUCAGGGCAGUUGGUGGGUGGAUGGCCCCCUCAGCGGGCCACGUGGAGAGGAGGUGCUGCCUUCGUGUCUCUCUUCUAUCAUUUGGAAAGCAACAGAGGUGUAUGUUAACAGCUUAUGUAAGGUAAUUUCUACAUGGAAGUAUAUAGCAUUAACAUGUACAAGUGAAGGGAGCAUGUCUCUUUUACUGUUUUUGAAACAGUUGUCUCCAAGGGCAUAGUAAACUUGUGUACUGUCUUGUGACAGUAGGUUAUGAUGAAGAGGCCCACUGAGUCUGACUGCAGUGGAGCUGUCUUUGCAGAGACAGCUUGAACCUUCUGGGUGUUGAACCACCCAUGUUCCAACCAGGCAGCUGGGAAUGCCCGUGAAACUGUUGAAGGGAGAAGCGAUCUCUUAGAAUGGAACUCAGACUUCUCAAAUACUUUCCUGCAACAAGUACUUCAUGAAGUGAUGAUCCUUCCUUUCCUCUUCCAGUGCACCCUUAAUUUCUUUAAGUACGGUGGCUUAUCAGGGCGUGGGCCAGGGGUGAUCCCCAGCUAACUGGGAUGCGUGCGGAGGAGCGGAGCUCAGUGGGAGUUGGUAAUGGCUGUUAGGCUCAAGAUGGAUGCCUACCAAGAGCGUGUGGGUAGAAACUACUGCUGGAAUUGCUUCCGUUUGCUGUGGGACACCCUGCAAACCCUUCAGGGGUUCUUGUCUGAAACACGCCCUGGUGAUGUCUGAGAGCACCAACUGGGUGUUGAAGGGGAGAGCUUAUAAGACUGUUCAGAACCUCUAUCAGCUUAUCUUGUUACUGGGAUAGCUGUUUUGACUGGGAGGGGGAUUUCAGAGGAAGUGGAAAGACUUGGUUUUAUUUUAUUUUUAACUAGAAAACGUAGUGUCAGCACAAAGAAGCUCUCUGCAAGUCUGUCAAAACGUUAAGCAGCUUUUUUUUUUGCUUUUAGUCUGAAGCAUGUUUUGAAGCACUUUGAAAAUGCAAAGCACUAGGAGUGCAAAGUACUCCUUGUCGUCUGCCUGAAAGUGGCAUUUGAAAUGCAUUUUAAAGGCAUUUGAAAAGAUGUAUCUGUUUCAGGUCGCUAGCUGCCCCUUAUUUUUUUUUCCAGAGCUGCCACCCAGCCCUUUGCUUCCCUCCCAUGGCUGAAGGGAGAGUUUUCUCAGCUAUGCUGAGUGGAGGAGGCUAACCAAGGGGGGGGAGGGGAGGCUCACAGCAUCCCUAACAUGCCCUGUGUGCUGGCUUCCUCCCCACCACCUCUUUUAUCUGAGGAAAGGGAGAAAAGGAGGAAGUUCAGUUGCAGUGGUCCUAGCCUGGAACUGCGACUGUUUCUUCCAGCUCUGGAGACAUCUUUAUAUUCGGCCUGAAGAAUUGCACCUUAUGAGUCUGGUUGAGGAAUGGGGAGGUACCUGUCCUCUCGCAGGGAGUGUGGAGACGAAGGAAGGGUGAACCAGAAGCUGUCUUCAGUAAAUGCUAGGUUUUUCUGGAGGCUGUUUCCUCACCUUAUCUCCAACAGAAUAGCAACAAAAUAAAUCAUCCAAAUGAAGCUUUUAUUCUGCAUAUGUAAAGAACCUUUUGGGCAGGCUAGGAUGAGAGACUCUUCUUCCUUCCUUGCCGAGCAAGCUCUGCAGUCAGAGGAACCUCAGUUCUCUCCUGGGGUCUCCAGCCUUCCCCUCAGCUUAGACACACCACUUGGACUCUUUGCACACUGACUCAUCUAACGUGAUCUGCGUCCCUUCUGCUGGGGAGCAGAUGGGGUCGACUGGGAGAGAGGGUCCCUGGUUCUUGUUCUUGUCUCUUCAGUUGUUGCUGUUGUUCCUGUCAGCACGCUAGAGUAUGAGAGUCUUUGCACACAGAAAGCUUCCUUUUGCACAGAAUGAGCUUCUAGCUUUUGUACAGACUAAUUGAAUGUAUUUGGGGGGUGGGGGGGUGGGAAUAGGCCGUAAACCGAUUCCAAAUGAACCAAUCAGAGUAUAAUGCCUUGUCUGAGCGAGUGUGUGCUGUAAGCAGAGGUUGUAAUAGCGAAGGGAGGGCAGGCUCAAGUAUAAUUUGACACAAAGUGUGGUUUUAUUUUUGUACUGAUAUGGAUAAGAGACUGUACAGCAUCUAUUUAUUUAGAUGAUUUAUGUGGUAAAUGUUGCAAACAAAAUUAUUAAAAUAUUAAAUAUGAAAACUGACAUUUGC
Messenger RNA from Numida meleagris (helmeted guineafowl), 8080 nucleotides. It is a transcript of the gene CBX7, whose product is annotated as chromobox 7. The coding region runs from base 132 to 866 and encodes 244 amino acids. The record is from RefSeq and is a predicted model, not a curated record. Lineage: Eukaryota; Metazoa; Chordata; Aves; Galliformes; Numididae. Gene Ontology annotation, biological process: negative regulation of transcription by RNA polymerase II. The transcript has 6 exons. Gene Ontology annotation, cellular component: PRC1 complex.